AUGCGCAGCGCCCUGGGCGCGCUGCGCCCCUUGGGCACUGCCAGCCUGGCCCUAUUGCUGCUCUUGCUGAUAGCGCUACAGCCUCUUGGCGCCGACGCUGCCCUUGGCAUGUCCUGCCAGAUCUCCAUCACUAUUCCAGAAGAAGAGCCAUUGGGUACCCUUGUCACCACCAUGACUGCAUCGGGUGGCACACCACCCUACACCUUCAAUUUUGUAGCCAGCAACUACCUGGCUCCAAUUUCUCCAGACGGGUUUUAUAAUAUCUCCAGCACCGGUGCAAUGCGCGUGCAUAACCGCAUCGAUGCUGAUUUGUAUCCGCAGGGGCUGACAGUGCGCUACUUGGUGCGUGCCACUGAUAGCGUCGGUACCACCGGCACCUGCUAUUCCAUCAUAUCUGUUGACAACAUCAACGAUAACCCUCCCACAUGUCUGGAUGCACAAAACAUCUUCACCGUGGCCGAGAACGCUCCUAAUGACCAGAGUCUGGGCAGCGUAGCCAUCGAAGACCCGGACACUGGCUCGGCCAUCUCCUUUUCCCUCCUCAACUCGACUGCACCGACUGGCAUGUUUCAAUUCUCAUCCAACGUCGUCAAGCUGCACGACAACAGCAUGCUGGAUUAUGACACUGAGCCGUAUAGCUACACGCUCUUUGUUCGCGUCGAUGACGGCGGGUUCCAGGCCGCCUGCCCUGUUCAAAUCCUCAUUACUAACGUGAACGAUGAACCCCCCACAUUUUUGGACGGUCCUUACUCUUUUCACGUGCUCGAGUCCGCCAGCAUUUAUGAGCUCGUUGGCAUCGUGAAUGCAUCGGGUGGAGGUCGCGACUCACCACCGUCCAAUUAUGCAGUGGUGGGGAGCUCAUCCUUUACCAUCACCCCCACGGGCCGGCUUCAGGUCAUGACGCCCUUGGAUGCCGACGUUCUCACCGGCCCCCUUGAGUUUAUGGUGGUUGCCCUUGACGGUCCCUUCAACGCAUCAACAAACGUGACCGUCUUUGUCGAUGAUGUCAACGACAUUGCUCCCUUUUUUGACAACCCAAGCCCUUAUCUGGUGCAGCUGCCCGAAGAUACGGCCAACGGCACAACAGUGCUCAUUUUCAACGUUUCAAAUCCAGACAUCACGCCAGCCUUUCAAGAGUUCACCCUCCAGUUACUCACAGCUUCACCGUUUUUCGAGCUAGAUCUCUCAGCCGAACCUUCUCUCAAACUGCGCUACGCCCCUGACUAUGAAAUACCAUCCCAGCGUAACCUAUCUCUAGUGGUUCAAGCCAGCGACGAUGCUGGCUACUCGCUAGCCACUAUCAUCAUCACCGUUCUUGAUGCUAAUGACAAUGCUCCUCAGCUCACUUCCCAGCUCGAUUUCUUUGUCAACGAAGGCGAAAAUAUCGGGUUUGAGGUAGCUCAGCUCACUGCCUCAGAUCGAGACAGCGGCUUGGCCGGUCAAGUCCAAUUCAUUCAGGACUCGCCCUUGUCUGGCUAUUUCAAUGUCACACCCGAUGGCCGCGUGCUCGUUGCCCAACAGCUCAGUUUCUUUCAGGAUCCUGUCGUUAGUGUGUCGGUGUAUCCUGAAGACUUAGGCUCACCACCCCUGCGUGGUCCCACAUCCUUCCUCAACAUUUCAGUGAUUGAGCUCAUCACCAACGAUGCCGCACCAACCUUCGACAAUGGACCGUUUUCCGUCACCAUUCCCGAGGACGUUACGCCAAAUGAGCCCAUUAUUCGCAUUAACGUAACAGAUAUGGAUCCCGCUCACGGGAAUGGCCCUUUUCUUUUCGAGUUGGUCAGCGCUCCGGCCUUUGUACAGCUACAGCCGGUUGCUGAGCGCUCCGUUGAUGUGGUCAUGACACGUCAAGUCGAUGUCGAUCCUCCCGGUGCCAUUGUCUUUUAUUCCUUCGGAAUCCGCGUGAGCGACAACCAUCCCUACAACCCCCUCACUCGCGUGGCCAUCUUCAAUCUGACCAUUGUCGAUGCUAACGACAAUGCCCCGCAAAUUUUGGAUGAGUAUGAGAUUUUUGUUUUCGAGAAUAUGACGUCCGGUGUUGAGCUUAUCACCAUCAUUCCCUCUGAUGCGGAUCGUGAUCCAGUCAACCAAGGCUUUUUCUUGGUCACGGUAGGCGACACAUUUACCUCUGACCUCCAAACCGGCGUCAUAUCACUUGCGCCUGGGAUGGCAUUGGAUGCAGAGGCUGCCUUCCCACCGGCCGGAACACAGGUUUCAGUGGUCGGAUUCAACACCCCAUUUGUGUAUGGCGAGCGGCAGACCUUCUUUACCAUCUACUGCCUACCAUUCGAUCCCGUGAACGGCACUUUCCCGCGCGACAACGCCAUCGUUCGUGUCAAUGUACUCGAUUCCAACGACGAGACACCGGUGUUUACCAAUCCAAUUGCCUUUCUCACUCUCCGUGAAGGCCAAGACUUUUCGCAAGGAUUCAGUGCCACCGAUGCAGACAUCACCAGCCCUAACAACGUGAUCGACUACGCCAUUGACUCGGCUUCUGAUGACAUUUUUGAGCUGGUUGGUCAAGUGGUUCAGAAUAGCAUGGAAAUUGAUGCUGAGGCUCACGGCUUACAGUUGCGCGUCACCAUUCGUGCUACGGAUCGAGGCUUCCCGACUUUGGCAACGUGCUUUGAUCUUGGUGCAGAUUGUUAUUUCACCAGCCCGGACUUCGAACUGAUUGUGACUGUGACAGACGUCAACGACAAUGCACCAGCAAUCGAUGCCAUUGACUACGUGCCAGCGUUCGAGAACCUGACCCUCGGCUCGACGCUGGUCGAUUUUACCCUCAGUGAUGCCGACGUCACCUCACCAAACAACAAGAUGGCGCUUUCGAUCAGCGAUGAUAGCGGCUUGUUUCGCGUGGAAGGAACUCGAAUCCUUUUGAAUGGCACCCUCGACUACGAAACCCAGCAGUCCUAUAAUCCUCCGCUUUCGGUGAGCACAGUCAUUACCAUCAAUGUCCUUGAUGUGAAUGAUAACGCGCCCUUUCUGGUGUUUGACUCGCUCUUGGACUACGUGUACGAGAAUGACCCUGCAGGCACACAGCUUGGCGUUGUGAAUGUCUCUGAUCUUGAUUCUGGUGUCAAUGCUAUGGUGACACUAUCUACUGCCACAUCGCCCAGCCAUGCGUCUGCCGUUUACAACAACACGGCUGUAGUCCUAGUUGAUGGCCACACGCUCACCGUUGGUGACCUGGCGCUGAACGUCACUGGCACUGACCACGGUUCCCCGCCAUUGGCGACAACCUUGCACCAUGAAGCACUCGUCCUUGACGUGAAUAACCACUGUCCUGUCGUGACUUCUCCGCUUGACGUGACCGUUCAUGCCAAUGCGAUCAGCGACCAUUUGGUCACCAUUGUGCAAGCCACUGACGAUGAUAUUGGUGCAAAUUCCAAUCUCUCUUUCGAAGCACUCGGUGGCAAUGCGACUGCUUUUGUGAAUAUCAGCGCAAGCUCGGGUGCUGUGACUGUGCGAGUAUCUGAUUUUUGCGCCCUGGCCAACGAAGUUCUUGUACUCGAGAGUGUCAAAAGCGGUGUGAUCGCAUCCACGCCGACUUUUUCCCCGCAGAGUACACACGAAGUGCUUGUCGGAGCGAUUGUGCAGCUGCAGCUGCCAUGGACCCAUUCACGAGCUGCUCAGGACUGUGCGGCAUACCCACAUCCUGCUCGUUAG
Messenger RNA from Monosiga brevicollis MX1, 3669 nucleotides. RefSeq lists its product as uncharacterized. The transcript has 4 exons. Gene Ontology annotation, cellular component: plasma membrane. Lineage: Eukaryota; Choanoflagellata; Craspedida; Salpingoecidae. Gene Ontology annotation, biological process: homophilic cell-cell adhesion. Gene Ontology annotation, molecular function: calcium ion binding. The record is from RefSeq and is a predicted model, not a curated record. Bases 1 to 3669 code for a protein of 1222 amino acids.